Molecule: messenger RNA, 3171 nt
Organism: Mycetomoellerius zeteki
Lineage: Eukaryota; Metazoa; Arthropoda; Insecta; Hymenoptera; Formicidae
Gene: Nep3
Product: M13 family metallopeptidase neprilysin 3
Exons: 13
Coding region: 539-2866 (775 amino acids)
Biological process (GO): protein processing
Cellular component (GO): plasma membrane
Molecular function (GO): metalloendopeptidase activity
Source: RefSeq, a predicted model, not a curated record
AACCGCAGAGAUCAUAGUGUAAAUUUCACCCAUUGAAAAUCGUCAAAAAGUGAUCAUUUUAUUUUACAUUACUAAACAUUAUCCGUAACUCGUAACAUCGAUCUUCAAGUUAAUUUAGCUUCUUAAUGUUUAAAAAAAAUCUGAUUUCGCCUAAGACUCGAGAAACAAGUUAAUUGCGAAGUAAAGAAUGAAAAUAGACGAGGAUUGUGUUGAAACUUGUGAGAUAAUCAGUAUUAUAUUUUACGGCCAAAUUCAGGAUUAAAUUAGAGAACGGUAGUCUACUAUUACAGAAUAUUUAUUCGCGAUGUAACUGACAUUCCAUGGAUUUCAUUUCCGUGAUCGACAGUGUAGCGAAUGAAUAUCGUUUUACAUGUGAAUGCUGAUAUUGCGUUGCAACGUUUGAAUUGAGACCAUUGCGUUUAUUGUACUUCCACUCGACAAACUGUGCCACAAAAACAAACAUCUGCUAUACAGAUGAGGAUCAGUGAAAUACAAAUAUAAAAAUAUAAAGCCGUGUUCUCCACCAAAAUUUUUUGCGAUGACGAGGUAUAAACAGGCUGAAUUCGAGGACGAAGACAGCAGUAGCAUCGGCUCCGUCGCCCUAAAUAGCGAAGGUAUCAGUACGUCCGCUACGCAUAUAAGAUAUCAUACGGGUACAACAAUGUGGAAGACGAGAAGUAUUUUGGAGAGAUGUCUUCUUAUAAUUUGCACUGUUUUGCUGCUAACAAUCACGAUACUUGCCUUUGUGAUCAGCAGCCAAAAUGGUUGGGACAAAGACCAGAUUCUUCACGUCACCUCUCACGGAGAAAAUGACACGCUUUGCCUCACGAAACAAUGUGUAACGGCAGCGGCUUUCUUAAUUAAUAGUAUAGAUUAUAACGUCGAUCCAUGUGACGAUUUCUAUGAAUACGCAUGUGGUGGUUGGAGAAAGAAAAAUCCCAUUCCAGUUGGGAAGAACAUUUGGAGCACGUUCGGCAAAUUGGAGCAGGAUAAUCAAAUGGUUAUCAAGAAUGUUCUCGAGAAACCGCCUAGUGAGAUGAAAUCAAAAGCCGAGAAGAAGGCCAAGUAUUAUUACCUGUCCUGUAUGGAUGCGAAUGAGACGAUUGAGGCGCUCGGGGCGAAACCGAUGUUGGAACUGUUGGAAAAUAUCGGCGGCUGGAAUGUUUCUGGCAAAUUCAACAUUAGCGCGUGGUCCCUGCAAAACAGUAUGCAUAUUCUGCAAAACGUUUAUAAUAUGGGUGGUCUGUUCUCCUGGACCGUGAACGAGGACGAUCGAAACAGUACUAGAUACAUAAUCCAGAUUGAUCAAGGAGGUUUAACACUACCAACUGCAGAAUAUUACAUCAACAUAACCGAAUAUGGCAAGGUCUUAACCGCCUACUUGGACUACAUGACAAAGAUCGGCAUGCUCUUAGGUGGCGAAGAGAAUACCACAAGGAAACAGAUGCAGGACGUAAUCAGUUUCGAGACGAGGCUCGCAGAGAUCACUAUACCGUACGGCGAACGCAGAGAUGAGGAGAAGAUAUAUAAUUUAAUGUCAUUAAGUGAAUUACAACAAAAAGCACCUUUCAUGUCAUGGGUAGAAUUCUUCCAAAACGCUACGCGUCUCGUAAACAAGAAGAUCAACAGUAAAGCGAUGAUCGUAAAUUAUGCACCAGAGUAUUUCAUAAAAUUGUCGAAAAUCGUGCAGGACUAUAACAAAACAGCUAAUGGAAAGAUAGUACUGAAUAACUAUCUGGUGUGGCAGACCGUGAGAUCCUUGACGGCGUUUCUUUCGAAACCAUUCCGCGACGCUUAUAAGGGUUUGCGGAAAAUUUUGCUCGGUUUGGAAGGUCACGAGGAGCAAUGGCGUUAUUGCGUCGACGAUGUUAAUAACGCCAUGGGUUUCGCCAUUGGCGCGAUGUUUGUUAGAGAAGUUUUUCACGGCAAGAGUAAACCCAUGGCAGAGGAAAUGAUCAAUCAAAUUCGCAAGGCGUUCACGAAAAACUUUAAGAAUCUAAACUGGAUGGAUGCAGAAACGAGAGAUGCUGCCGAGGAGAAAGCAAAUGCAAUCACUGACAUGAUUGGUUUCCCAGACUUUAUUCUGCAGCCCAGAGAACUCGACGACCGUUACAGAGAUCUGACGAUCAGGCAGUACGAAUAUUUUCAGAACACUUUGCGCGUGAACAAGUACAGUUUCCGUAAAAAUCUUGAGAAACUUGAUCAGGUGGUGAAUAAGACCACUUGGAUAAUGUCACCGCCGGCCGUGAACGCUUAUUACACACCUACCAAAAAUCAAAUGGUCUUCCCUGCUGGUAUUCUUCAGAGCCCGUUAUUUGACAUGAAGAAUCCCAGUAGUUUGAACUUUGGCGCUAUAGGCGUAAUUAUGGGACACGAAUUAACGCAUGCCUUCGAUGACCAAGGUCGAGAGUAUGACUUGCAUGGUAAUCUGCAUCAGUGGUGGAACAACACCACGAUAGAACGAUUUCAGAAUAGACUUGGAUGCUUCGUGGAACAAUAUAAUCACUAUAAAGUACAAGGUCGAAAUAUAAAUGGCCAACAGACGCUGGGAGAGAAUAUCGCCGAUAACGGGGGUCUUAAGGCAGCGUAUCACGCUUAUCUCUCGAUGCCUAAGAGCUACAAAGAUCAACUGCCGCUACCCGGUCUCAAUUUGAAUCAUCGUCAACUAUUUUUCUUGAAUUUUGCACAGAUCUGGUGUUCCUCCAUAACGUCCGAAACGGAGAUUCUUCAGAUCGAGAAGGAUACUCACAGUCCACCGAGGUACAGGGUGAUAGGAUCACUCUCAAAUCUGCCAGAAUUCGCGAAGGAAUUUAACUGCCCUAAGAACUCGACAAUGAAUCCGGUACAUAAGUGUGAAGUGUGGUAAUGCCUCUUAUUUAUCUCGACUGAUUCAUCGAGGACAGUUCGGUUGAACUUACUCUUCAAUAUCGCGGGGAGAUCGAAGCUUCCACGUGACGUUGCGUAACGAGAGAACACGUAUCGUGGAACUUGUUUCGUGCAUUUGACCGUGCAUAUUUUAAUUCUUUCACAUAUCACCACUUACUGUGAGGAUAACUACUUAAAUUUACAGAUCUUUGGUCAGCGUAUGAUUUUGCCAAAACUUUCAAACAUGCGAUCUCGAAAAUAGUCGAGAUCGCAAGAAACGUUGACAUCUUCUUUUAACUGUGGGAA